Molecule: messenger RNA, 1643 nt
Organism: Pelobates fuscus (common spadefoot toad)
Lineage: Eukaryota; Metazoa; Chordata; Amphibia; Anura; Pelobatidae
Gene: TPM1
Product: tropomyosin 1
Exons: 9
Coding region: 144-998 (284 amino acids)
Biological process (GO): actin filament organization; muscle contraction
Cellular component (GO): actin filament
Molecular function (GO): actin filament binding
Source: RefSeq, a predicted model, not a curated record
AGGCUGGAACAGCUGAGAGUUUGCACUCAAGCCCAGGGCUCAGACUAAGAAGGAGUUGGACCCCUCUCUGCAUCCUCUCUCAGACCCUGUCUCCUCUGUCCCGUUCUCUGUGGUCACUGUAACCCCCAACCAAACCAGCAGCCAUGGACGCCAUCAAGAAGAAGAUGCAAAUGCUCAAGUUGGACAAGGAGAAUGCCUUGGACAGAGCAGAACAGGCUGAAGCCGACAAGAAGGGAGCAGAGGACAAAAGCAAACAGCUGGAGGAUGAACUUGUAGCACUCCAGAAGAAACUAAAAGGUACAGAAGAUGAGCUGGACAAAUACUCUGAAGCCCUGAAAGAUGCCCAGGAGAAGUUGGAACUGGCAGAGAAGAAGGCCACUGAUGCUGAAGCAGAUGUAGCCUCAUUGAACAGGCGUAUCCAGCUAGUAGAGGAGGAGUUGGAUCGUGCUCAGGAACGUCUGGCAACAGCCCUUCAGAAACUGGAGGAGGCUGAGAAGGCUGCAGAUGAGAGUGAGAGAGGUAUGAAAGUCAUUGAAAACAGAGCCCUGAAGGAUGAAGAGAAGAUGGAGUUGCAAGAAAUCCAACUGAAGGAAGCCAAGCACAUUGCUGAGGAGGCUGACCGCAAAUAUGAAGAGGUUGCCCGUAAGCUGGUGAUCAUUGAGGGUGACCUGGAACGUGCAGAGGAACGUGCUGAGCUAUCAGAAAGCAAAUGUGCUGAACUUGAGGAAGAGUUGAAAACUGUUACCAACAACUUGAAAUCCCUGGAGGCCCAGGCAGAGAAGUACUCCCAGAAAGAGGACAAAUAUGAAGAGGAAAUCAAGGUGCUCACAGACAAACUGAAAGAGGCUGAGACACGUGCUGAAUUUGCAGAAAGAUCAGUAGCCAAGUUGGAAAAGACCAUUGAUGACUUAGAAGAGAAAGUGGCACAUGCAAAAGAAGAGAAUUUAAAUAUGCACCAGAUGUUGGACCAAACACUGCUGGAAUUAAACAACAUGUAAAGAUACUUCGACGUGUUCCUGUGAUGUCUGGUUUUCUGAAGACACUGCUUGUCAAAGUCCAUACAAAUGCAAUUAUUUUUGGGGGGAAGAAAUGGCAGGGUUUUUUUUUUUCCUUCAUGUGACCUGAAAGACUUCAAGUGUCUUUCUGCCCACAAAAUCAAAGUUGGGAUGGAUAGGGGUUCUGAAUGCAGUUAGCCAAGGUGCCAAUUAAGGAUGUGGCCCAUCUUUUAAAGGGCCCAAAGGUUGCACAUGGAAUUUAUAUAAUUUUUGUUUCCUUUCUUUUUAUUCUUGGGUAGUGUCUUUCGUUUUAUUUAAGCAACCCCAUACUGUGGUUUUGUAGUUUUUAAAACCUAGCCUAAAAUAUAUAAGAUUAAAGUUAUUUUCUUAGUUGUGGAAUUUCUGAGAGUCCUGCCUGUAGGAUUUUAGUGUACUGUGCACUUACUUUUUGGAUAUGGGAGGAGAAGGGGAUUAAAGUGCAAUGCCAUAUUAUAAAUGCACGGUCUAGUUAUUAAUAUUAUUGAGCCUAAUCUUUACUAAUAGACCUUGUGCAGCAUAAUAGAAAAAAUAUGGCAUUGCAUGAAGCAAUUGUGUAGUCCAAAUUCCUUGUCUGCCUCUCUAUCAAUGUGAUAUCCCAAAGGCAAGAUG